CGCCAGUGCAUCACAGGCAGCACAGAGACACACAGGAAAGACAACCAUGCAGGCACAGACUCGAUGGCAGUUUAGAGAGAACACUUUACCUAGCAGUAACGUUUUUGGCAUGUGGGAGGAAACUGGAAUACCCAGAGAGAAACCAUGCAUGCACACGGAAAUAUACGCCACUGUGCAGCUCCAAACCUUUACAUUACUCAGGAAAUGGAAAGGAAGGAAAGGAAACAGGACGGAGAAAGCAGUGACACUACUCUAAACUUCAUCUCCCAUAAUGCACGGCAGCGGUGAAAGGAAAUACAUCCUGUUUCAGAGUUCAACAUGCGGGUUUUGGUUUAAAAAUCUCCGUGUAGCAUGUGGUUGGUUUUAACGACACAUUCCUCCUCUCUGUAGUUUUCUAUUUAUUUGUUUCUCUUCGGUUUGAUCAUGUCUGUGAACGCAUCACAGCUGGACCUGAACCAGCUGAUCUACCGCCAUUUGAAGGAGCACGGUUUCCUUUCAGCUGCAGAGGAGCUCCAGAGGCACAGCCCACAGGAGGAGGCAAACCCAUCCGUGUCUUUAUUGGACAUCUACAAAUCAUGGCUAAAGGACCCGAAAAAGAAAAAGCGUCCUAACUCAGCAAAAUGCUCCAAAUCUGGACAAGAAAAGACUUCUUCUAAAGCCACGUCAGGAAGGAAGAUGGAUAAAACCGUUAAAAACCCAGCAUCACCAAAGAAGUCCGUUAGAGCAAAAAGGAAAAAAACGGAUGAAACGCCAGGUCAAAGUGUUGUUAAAGCAAAGAAAUCUAAGCUUAACACAACAGAGAAAGCUGCUGCUGAUGGAUCAGACUCCGACAGCAGUCUGGAUGUGGAAAAGUGGAAGAAACUGCUCGACCAGUUGACAGAAGCCGAUGUAGCCAAGAUGGAAACCAUCAACGCUCUGUUCUCCUCUGAACCCCAACCCGAGAAAAAGAGAGUCAGAAAGCCGCGAGCCAAACCUCUAUCCAAAACUGAUGCUCCUGUCCAGCAAAAUGUUGUGACAACUGGACAGAAUGAAAAGAUUGAAGAGAAAGUUGUGACACAGACACCAGCAAAGAAGGGCAGGAAAGAAAAUGCAGCGCAUGUGUCCACCACAGGCACGCUGAGCCCAAAUAAAAGAGGAAAAACACCUGAAAAACAAACACAAUUACAAGAUAUGGUCGUCCCUGUAAAUACCCAGGACAAUAAAACUGAUGAAAUGGCACCCGAACCCAAGAAAAAGAAGAAGGAAAACGAGGAGACUGAAGGGAAUGCAAAUGAGACCAAUGGUGAUGGAAAAGACAGGAAGCAGAAGAAAAGGAAUGGAAUCACUGAGCAGGAGGAUGUUGAUAAGACAGAAGAAAAGACUGAAGAGAGCAACAGAAACACUGAGAACAUUUCUGAGUUAGGUUUACAGAAAAAGAAAGCAAAAAAAAAGGAAAAAGAGAAAACCAGGAGUGAGGAAGAAUCAGCUCAAAUAGAUGAAAAGAAGGAGAAAAAGGUGGCUGAUAACGAAGCUGCUUCAGCACAACUAGUUCAAGAAAUAAAACCAAAUACAAAUGCAAAUAAGUUUGGAAGCAACAAGAACUCUGAGCAAAAUGUUCAGGAUAAAAAAGCAAAGAAAAAGAAAGAAAAAAAUUAUGUUGAUGCAAAUUUAGAGCAGGUACCUAUGGCUGAGGUACAUGACAUAAAGCAAAAUGUUGAAGAAAAAGAAAAUUCUGAGAAAAUAGGUAAGAAAAAGAAAGCAAAGGAGAAAAAAGGGAAAACCACUAGUGAGGAAGAUGAAACCCAAAUUCAUGAAAAAAAGAAGAACAAAAUGCUUAAUAAUGAGGGGCAUUUAGAACAGGCAGACACAAAUGUAGAACAAACCGCAACAAAUACAAAUGAAGCUGGAAACAACAAGAAAUCCGAGCAAAAUGUUCACAGAAAGAAAGCAAAGAAAAAGAAAGAGAAAAACAAUAUGGAAGGAAAUUUAGAGCAUGCAACUGUAGCAGAGGAAAAAAACAACAAACCAAAUGUUGAAGUCAAAGAAAAUUCUGAGCAAAUAUGUGAGAAAAAGAAAGCAAAGGAGAAAAAUGAAAAACCCAGUAAUGAGGAAAAUUCAACCCAAAUUCAUGAAAAGAAGAAGAAAAAGAUGCUUAAUAAUGAAGAGCAUUUAGAACAGGAAGACACACAUGUAGAACAAACCACAACAAAUACAAAUGAAGCUACAAGCAACAUAAAAUCAGAGCCAAAUGUUCAGGGAAAGACAGCAAAGAGAAAGAAAGAAAAACACAAUAUGGAGGUUAAUUUAGAGCAUGCCGCUGUAGGAGAGGGAGAAAACAAACCAACUGUUAAAGACAAAGGAAAUUCAGGACAAAAUGGUUCAGAAAAGAAAGCAAAGAAGAAGAAAAAAGAGUCUGUUAUCAGCAAAGAAUCGCCAGAGGAAGAAGUGCAAGAAAAGAAAGCAAAAAAGAAGAACAAGAGGUCUGAUAAAGACCAUUUAAAUGAAGAUGAUCAUACAGACAAUACAUCUACAUUAGAGACAUCUGAGUGGAGCCUGGAGACUACAAGUCCUCCAAAAAAGAAGAAGAGAAAGAAAAACAAAUUAAAAUUGGACGAGGUCCCAGAUGAAGAACAAAAAGAUUUCUCAACAACACAAGCCAACUCAGCUGACGUCCACAACAAGGGAAUAGAAUCCAAGAGCACCAAGUCCUGAGAAGAACCAACUCCUUAACCUUGUAGCUCAGAAAGAAGCCACACAUAAUUCCUGUCCCAGUCUAAUUAUAACUACAUGGGCAGAAGGACCCCAUGAAAAACUGUAAAAAGAAAUUGAGUUUUUUAUUUUUGGUAAGUUUUACUUUUUUAAUUAUUUUUUAGGCACUCUAACAAGUACAGGUGUUUUUACCACAUGCAUUGUUAGUGUCAGGAAUUUCCCUGAUCAGACACCUAAAUGAAUUCCCUGAACCCAGAGUUCACUUUAUAUGUUGAUUCAAGGACUGGCGUGUCUCUGUACAUUUUUACCGAAUUGUUGAUAGUUACUCCUACCCCAGAGCUCUACUGUUUAACAUAUUUUGUGGACAAGAAAAACAUCAGUAAAAUGUUUUUAUUAACUGUAUUUAUGAAACGUUUUAUGAUUGUUUUGACUGUUUUGGGUUUAGGGUAUUUUGAAAAAUGUUGCAAGAUUUUAUUACAACUUUUUUAGCGUGUAUUGCACAUAAAUGAUUUUAAUACAAAUAUGCAUCACAAUUUUGUGAUAGACUGUAUUUAUCUUCCCUCUAGUGUCAUACCAUUUAGAACAUGAGAACAUGUGUAUGGUAGAAAUUUUACCAAUUAGUUCCUGCUGUAGUAAUUGCAGCAAGCUGGGACUCCUCCAUGGUCGGGGGCGGCUGGCGGGUUGUGCUGAGCUUGGGGCGGUUGGUCAGCCCGGCCCGGAUACCCGGCUGGUACAUGUCCAUCUCUCAUGGACAGGCUGGCUGGGGCUGCUGCCGUUGGCCAGAUGGUUAGGUGGGCUUGGCCUCCAUUGGUUAAUAAAUUUGAUUUCCUUUGA
This is a messenger RNA of Girardinichthys multiradiatus, 3522 nucleotides long. RefSeq lists its product as uncharacterized. The transcript is spliced from 9 exons. Bases 424 to 2691 code for a protein of 755 amino acids. Lineage: Eukaryota; Metazoa; Chordata; Actinopteri; Cyprinodontiformes; Goodeidae. Gene Ontology annotation, molecular function: protein binding. The record is from RefSeq and is a predicted model, not a curated record.